AUGAAGCAGAGUUCUGAUAUAGGCACAAGAGAUUCUAGGCGAGAUCGCGAUGACCGUGACUCUCGUGACAGAGAAGGAUCGAUUGAUUAUAGAAGGCAUCGUGAGGAAAGCGAUGAACGUGAAAGGCAAGGAAUAAAUAUGUUUAGAAGACAAGAAGAGUUAUAUGGAACACCAUUAAAUCGAAGUACUCAACGACGUGAAUUUGAUGAAUUUGGUCGAGCUCCAGGAGAAAGAAUUUUAUAUAAUGAUCGCAGAAAUAAUAAUGACAUAAGGCGUGAAGGCAUAGGCCGCCAGUUAGGUCCUAAUAUACGUGACCAUGAAUAUGAUGACCGAAAUCCAAGUCGUAGGGGUCGAUAUCGUCCACAUGAUAAUCCUGGUCAGAGGGAUUAUUUUCCACAUCAUCGCAUGUAUCAUUACAGAGAUGAUUGGGGGGAUCCUCGUACAAUACCAAGAAGCCAUGAAAGAAAAAGACCGGAACAUGAUAGGCCUAGAGAUAGAGAGCGAAAUGAUCGUGACAGAAAUGCUUCAAUAUCCCGCGAACGUCAAUUAAGUCGUAUUGGUGCAUCAUCACGAGAUUGUGCAAACCAAUAUAUUCACAACAUGAGCGGAUUUGAUUAUCAAGAAUUAGAAACACGACCAAAAUUUUCUUUUGGAUUUAGUAAUAAAGACAUAGAAAGAGAUGAAUUUCAAGGUAUAGGACCUCCAUACGGUAAUAGGCGUAAUAGAAAUAGAUCAACUUCCCCCUCUCCUAGAUCUUCGGUAACAAGUUCUUCAUCUUAUUCGUAUCGAGCAAAAUCACCAAUACAUAAAUCGGAUAAUGUAAAAUCAGAAGAGCUGGCAGGUUUAUCACCAACAAUGUAUCAUAAUCGAUCAAAACCGCCGUCAAUUAAAUCAGCAGCGUCACCACGUUUCGAUAUAGAACAAACAACGUCUGUAUAUAUGCGACUUCAAAAUCAUGAUGAGAAAACAUUAAUCGAUGAUAAUUCAUUAUCAAUUAGAGAGAAAAAUCAAUACUCGCCUGAAUAUAACACUGAGGAAAUAGAUUUCAAUAGUGAACACAAUGAACGUAUUCAGGAAGGAGAAACUUCUAGUCAAUCAAACAGUGGGAAUGAAAAAGGCGGCUGGACUGGUUGGCAUAGCCUAGAAAGGAAGGAAGCUGAUCAAAGCCAAAAAAUGGAAGAAUCUAGAGUAAUAAGUUUGUCACCAGAAAGGGAUAUUAAUUCUAGGGAUCAAGAACAGGUACAACAUUGUUCUCAAAACAAUGACACAAGUAUUGAAGAUUCGGAUACACAAAUCGAGAGGUUUCGAAAUCCGAUAGCAGAUAAUGAUGAAGAACCUACAGUGCGUCAUACUGAUUCAAAUUAUGAUGACGUUCAUCCGGCUACUAUUAUAUGUAAUGCGUUACAAAACCAGACGAACGAAAACGGAAACGUCGAUACCAAAAGUGCCGAGGCUUCAGGUCUGGACAAUGUGUCAAUAUCUCAACACAUUAAAACCGAAGAGCUCGGUAAUCCGGGAGAAGAUAGACCAAAAUUCCAAAGCUUAUUUGAAGAACUGGAGUACGUAGAAGGACAAAUUGAUAUUUGGGAAGGACUUCGAGAUAAAAAAUUAGAACAAAUCGAAAAGAAAAGAAAAUUACAAGCAGAUCAAAAAGCUAUAAAAAGAUUAAAACGUGAUACAGAAAAUAUAAAGUCAGUUAAAAAAGUUAAUAUUAGUAAUUCACGGAAGUUAUCACCUAAAAUAGUGCCACCGGUAACACAUCAUGAGAAAAAAGUCGAAGAUACAUCAACAUCGACUUAUCGAAGAAAACCAAAAAUAGUUAUCACAAAAACCCAAGUUUCAGAAAACCCCACAAUAGACAUGAGAGAUAAGGAUAUUUAUAAGAACUCCCUAUUUGAUCGGUGGCUUAAUAAUCAACCGCAUGAACAUAGUGAUGAUUCGCUUGAUGAAUCAAAAGAAAAUUUAUUUUCAAGAUUUCAACGGAAAUUCCAGCAAGGAGCAAAAAAAGAACGUGAGUCACGAGAAGAUUAUGAAUCAACAAUUCGAAGUAGAGCGCUUGAUGAUGAUUGUAGUGAUAGUUCUAUACAAGAAUUAACUAAAAAUAUAAAAGGUAAAACUCUAGAAAGGCGUAAUACAAAAUCGAAAGGGAAGCAACGCGCGGAGCCUAUACAAGAAAAUUCCACUACUGCUGGUUUUGCCGUAAGAUACCCGGUUCGCACAACUAGAAGCAGAAGAUGUAGUGAUUAUGUAACCACUGAUCAAGAGUUCGCAGAAAUAUUACAAAAACUUGGCGCAGAAGAACAAAACCAAGGGCAGGAACAACAACGGGGAGAAUCAUCACGUGCCCGUAUUCCGCCAUUACAAAUUGAUAUUAGCGGACAAAAAGCAAGCAAUUUUGUGGACAAUUCGGGUCGUGUAUUAGACCCGAUAAAAUUUUAUGGACAUAAUACUCCUUUAGGUUCAACUUGGACAAAGGAAGAGCAAACCCAAUUUAUAGAAUUGUUUAAGGCAACACCUAAAGAUUUUAAUAAAAUAGCAGAUAAUAUGACCAAUAGAACAGCAGGAGAUUGUGCAAUAUUUUAUAAGUAUCUCAAGACGGCCAGAACUGAAUCAGGAGAGAUAGAUGAAAAAAAGAGAGGAAUUUAUAAUCGUCUUCAUGAUAUGAAAGUAAAGCCUAAGACAAGAGGUCCAAAACGAGCGGUGAGUCGACGGAAUCGCACAAAUUUUUCUAGUAAUCAAGUUCCAUCACCAACACGUACAACAGAUACAAUCGAACAAUCUAGUGUUGGAGGCAUAGAAUCGGUUGAAAGACCGGAAGAUUCAUUGCAAGUUUCGCAAUUACAAAGCCCUAAGGUGGAAGAUUCGGAAGUUACAAAAGAAGCAUCAAUUAAUCAUCUUCUUGACCAAGAAGUAGGACAAGCAGCGCUAGCAUUAACAUUGAUGUCGAGACAACUCCUAGAAAAUACAGAAAAAUCGUCCGAACAAACUUUACCAAAGGUUAAAACAUUACCAGUUAAUAAAACAGAUGGUCAUGCAACGCAAAAUUACGACUUUCAUUCAGGGCACAUUCAAACAGAUGAUUGUCAAUCAACGCUCUCGAUUGGAUCAUUGUUGAACCCAUCAGAUGAAUAUGAUCCGUCCAUAAGAUGGUUUGAAGAAUGA
Molecule: messenger RNA, 3162 nt
Organism: Dentiscutata erythropus
Lineage: Eukaryota; Fungi; Glomeromycota; Glomeromycetes; Diversisporales; Gigasporaceae
Source: the annotation of a GenBank genome assembly